Culicoides brevitarsis is the source of this 1320-nucleotide messenger RNA. RefSeq names its product aldo-keto reductase family 1 member B1-like. The transcript is spliced from 2 exons. Lineage: Eukaryota; Metazoa; Arthropoda; Insecta; Diptera; Ceratopogonidae. The record is from RefSeq and is a predicted model, not a curated record. Gene Ontology annotation, molecular function: aldose reductase (NADPH) activity. Gene Ontology annotation, cellular component: cytosol. The coding region runs from base 58 to 1014 and encodes 318 amino acids.
AAAUCGAUCGGAAGUGUUUUUAAAGUGCAAAUUUUAAUUGAAAAAAAAAGUGAAAAAAUGUCGAAAAAGUACGAAGUUCCAAAAGUUAAGUUGAAUAAUGGGCUUGAAAUGCCAGCUAUUGGUUUAGGAACUUAUAAAUCCCUUGAAAAUGACGCCUAUAACGCUGUAAAAGCCGCAAUCGAUCUCGGUUAUCGUCAUAUCGACACUGCUUUCUUCUACAUGAACGAAGAAGAAGUUGGUAAAGCAAUUCGUGAGAAAAUCUCUGAAGGAAUUAUCACUCGAGCUGAUAUCUUUGUCACUACUAAACUUUGGCCAACGUUUCAUGAACCCGAAUCUGUCGUAAAAGCUUGUAAACGAUCUUUAGACAACCUUGGAUUGGAAUACAUUGAUCUCUAUUUGAUCCAUUGGCCAUUCGCUUUGAAAUAUUACGCCGAUGAUUGUUACAUCCCUCGAGAUUCUGCUGGCAAUUGGGAAACUACUGAUCGUGACUACUGCGAUGUUUACAAGAAACUUGAGGAAUGCGUGAAACUCGGUUAUGUUCGAAGUAUAGGACUCUCGAACUUCAAUUCAGUUCAGAUUCAAAGAGUAUUGGACAUUGCAACUAUCAAGCCGGUUGUUAAUCAAGUUGAAUGUUCAUUACAAAUUAAUCAGAAGCCUCUUGUUAAGUUUUGUAAAGAGCGCGGAAUUGUAGUUACGGGAUAUUGUCCUUUAGCGAGACCUGAACCAGCUAAUAAGAAGCCCGCUUUCUUGUUCAAUGAUGAAGUUGCAGCAAUAGGAAAGAAGUAUGGGAAGUCAGCAGCUCAGGUAGCUUUGAGAUAUUUGGUUGAGAUUGGAGUUGUUCCAUUGCCAAAGUCGUCGAAUCCAAAGAGGAUUGAAGAAAAUUUGAAUAUUUUUGAUUUCAAGUUGGAUGAGGGAGAUUUGAAGUUGUUGGAUAAGUUUCAUACCGGAGAAAGAACUGUUUGGUUUACGGAAGCUGAGAAAUGUGUUAACUAUCCGUUUCAUCAGGAGUUCUAAAUACUUUUAAAAGUUAUAAAUUGUAUCGCAUUUGAAGCUUAUGAGAAAAAAUUUUUGAUAUUAACUUACUUACGAAUCCAAAAAGACUUACUUUAACACAUUUUGGUAUUAAAAUAAAACUUCAUGGUACUAAAUUACAUUCUUAAGAUUUUAAAUUAAUUUCUCAGAACUUUAAAAAGCUUCAGUUUUGUUCUGAGAGAUUAAUUUAAAAUUUUAAUGAAGUAAUUUUAAACCACGAGGUGUUAUUUUAAUACCAAAUGUUGUUAAAAUAACUUCUUUUUCGAUUUUUAUAGCUUUGCUUUAUCU